UGGGAACCCCAGACCACAGUACUGUUGAACAAACAAGGAAGGUGUUGUUUUUUCCUGUGGUGGCACCACAUCCUAAAAACUACUUCAUGAACAGAGCAUAAAGACUGUCCCAUGCACGUCAACAGCUUCAGUUCUUUGCAGUUGUCACAGUGACAAAACGUCCACGAUGUCGAGACCAGCACAACCGCAGGAUCUCCUGCUCAUGUUCGAUCGGCCGACUGAGCCAAUCUUCAUGCCCAAGGGAGACAACAACAAUGUUGCUUUUGAUGUUCCUCCAGCUCUCUUGGACAACCGAAUCAACGCAGAUGCAGGCCUGGUGAACAGGCUUGGUGCAGGAGAGGCCGAUCAGCAUGUUCAAGUGAAAACUAUUGCUCUGCCUGACCUAUCCAUUCCCCAGACUCUGGCCCGCGACCAGAACUUCUCUCUGUUCAUCCCAUUACACCGGAAAGCUGCAGGCCGUCUCAUCGAAAUCCUGAUGGGAAUGCGGAACAUUGAUGAUCUGGUGUCAAUGAGUGCAGCAUGCCGUGAGCGUGUGAACCCAUAUCUAUUUAAUUAUGCCCUGUCAGUGGCCAUUCUGCACCGCCCUGACACCCGUAACCUGCAGAUACCUCCACUAUUCGAGUCAUUUCCUGACAAGUUUAUGGAUGGGGCAAUCUUCAACCGGGCAAGGCAGGAGUCUGAGAUCUUCCCUUCUGGCUCCAGGCAACCACUGGAGAUCCCAGUGGACUACACAGCGUCAGACCUAGACAUAGAACACCGCCUGGCAUACUUCCGUGAGGACAUGGGCAUCAACCUGCACCACUGGCACUGGCAUCUGGUUUACCCUUUCAGUGGGCCUCGCAGUCUCGUGGACAAGGACCGGCGUGGGGAGCUCUUCUACUACAUGCACCAGCAGAUCAUUGCAAGGUACAACUUUGAACGGCUGUGCAACAGUUUGGCCCGUGUUAAACGUUUCCUCAACUGGCGAGAACCCAUAGCAGAGGGCUACUUUUCUAAGCUGGACAGUCUCGUAGCAAGUAGAAUCUGGCCUCCACGCCAUUCCAAUGCUACUAUCAGCGAUGUGAACCGAGAAGUUGAUCAGCUCCAGGUGGACAUAGCAGACUGUGAACGCUGGAGGGAUCGCUUCUAUGAUGCCAUUCAUCAAGGCAGUAUAUUGAUGCCGAACGGAAACCGCGAGUUGCUAACUGAGGAGAAAGGCAUUGACAUUCUGGGCAACCUGAUGGAAGCAAGUAUCCUGUCGCCAAACAUGAAUGUGUACGGAGAUCUGCACAACAUGGGACAUCUUCUAAUAUCGCUCUGCCAUGACCCUGAUGGGAGAAAUCUGGAAACAUUCAGUGCGAUUGGUGACCCUGCAACAGCCAUGAGGGAUCCCAUCUUCUACCGCUUGCAUUCUUUUGUGGAUGACAUGUUCCAAGAACAUAAGUCAACGCUGCCUCGCUAUGAGACAAACAAGCUUGUAUACAAUGGAAUCACUAUUCGUUCUGUGGAUGUAGAGACACCUGGUGCGCCAAAAAAUGAGCUCAGAACGUAUUGGAAGAAAGAUGAUGUGGAUCUUUCCCGGGGUAUUGACUUUACUCCACGUGGCAAUGUGUUUGCACGGUUCACUCACCUCCAGCAUACAGAUUUCACGUACAAGAUCCAGGUCGAGAACAGCACGAACAGCCCGAAGGUGGGCACAGUGAGGAUUUUCUUGGCACCCAAGUUUGACGAGCGAGGUGUCAACAUGCUUUUCCGGAACCAGAGGCUUCUGUUCAUUGAACAGGACAAAUUCACUGUCACAUUGAAGCCCAAGUCAAACACCAUCGAAAGGAAGUCAACUGAUUCUUCACUGACAAUACCAUUUGAGAGAACAUUCCGAGAGCUGCAGAGAAACAGACCAGGUGGGGGUGUUUCACUGGAACAGUUCAAUUUCUGUGGAUGCGGCUGGCCACAGCACAUGCUUCUCCCCAAGGGUACCCCAGAAGGCAUGCCCUGUGAGAUUUUUGUGAUGAUCUCCAAUUUUGAUGAUGAUAAGAUAAACCAGUCUACAGAAGGUUCAUGCGCUGAUGCUGCUAUUUUCUGCGGUAUCAGGGACAAACUGUACCCUGAUAAGCGGUCCAUGGGUUACCCAUUUGAUCGCAUGCCUCGUGACGGUGUCAACACUCUGGCAGAUUUCCUUACACCCAAUAUGUUCGUUCGGGAUGUGAGCAUCAGAUUUACAAACCAGACUGUUGGGGUGCAAGGUGGCGACGAGCCAAACCGGCUCAACUGAUGAGCAUCAACUGCUAUCUGCAACAACGGAAAUGACCAAUGCUUUGUUUAGGUUAAUGCUUCAGGACCACGGUGUUUAGAAUCACAGCCUAUGUUGUAGAGAAUACACAAGUUUGAUUCUUACUUAAAAAGUUGUCAGAAAACAUGUUAUGUUCUAUUUGCUACUCCACUGGAGUACAUAUUGUGGAAUCUGAACAUAAUUUAGUAGUUCCUUUGUGUAAUAUGUAGACUUUAUUAAAUAUAAUUUAAAACAAUAUGUUUAACUGUUUUGGAUGUUUGAUUGUUUUAUAUUCAUAAUCUUUAUCAUGUGAAAAGGGAGGCAUGUGGUGGCCUUAUCUUUUAAUUUCCUUGUGUUGUAAUUGACACCAGUUAGUUUGUGCCUGUGGUCACUUCUCCAUACAUUUUGCCUUGCUUCCCAUUUAUCCCUUUGUUAUCCUCACCAUCUGCCACUGCAACAGGCAAUACAGACUAAAACUGGACUUUUCACUUGUAGCAAAUAUGAGUAGACAUUCCAAUUGAGAAGAAUGUCUGUUGCCAAUAUUUGUUAAUUAUAGAGGCUUGUCUGUAUCUGUAUGACUUUGUAAUAUCCUGCACAUAAUAAAGAAGACAGUAGUUGCAGAGA
Molecule: messenger RNA, 2872 nt
Organism: Zootermopsis nevadensis
Lineage: Eukaryota; Metazoa; Arthropoda; Insecta; Blattodea; Termopsidae
Gene: PPO2
Product: Prophenoloxidase 2
Molecular function (GO): oxidoreductase activity
Source: RefSeq, a predicted model, not a curated record